AUGAUUGAUUGGAAUUGGCUUUGGGUUAUUGGACAACUUGGAGUAUCAUAUGGAUUUUAUCGAUGGUGGAAAUCCAACGAUACUUUCUUGGCAGUUCUUGAGGUAGCACCUGAUAUUGAUAUAGAUGAAUUAAAAAAAUUUUCAUCUUUAACAACUACUAUUGAUUAUGCAACAGUAUAUGGUCUUGUACAAACAAAUGAUUCAAAGCCCAAUUCAGUAAUAAAAUCUCAAUUUGUACCAGAUUGUACUGGUGUUAUACAUCGAUUAACAGUACGUAUAAGAAGACUUGAAAGACUUCGUAGUAUUUGGGCUGAAACAAAACAUUUAAUUAGUGAUUUAACUCGUCAUGUAUCAUUUCGACUUGUUUCACCAAAAGGAAAUUUUAUUCGUAUUGAUAAACCAUUAGAAUUUAAUUCAAUUGAAGAUCAAUUAGAAGUAAUUCAUGUUAAAUUUGAUCCUAAUAUACCAUCAUUUGUACAAAAAUUUAUUGGUACAGUUAUUGGAGAUAUCUCAACAGGUAUUGAAACAAAAGAAGAAAUGUUAUUACUUGAUGUACCAUUAACUGGUCUUGGUCGUCUUGAAAAACGUUCUGGUAUAUGGUAUCUUAUUCCGCAUGAACAAUGGGGUGGAAUGUUAACACGAUUAUCUCGUCAUGAAAUAUUAUCUGAUUAUCGAAAACAUUCAAAUGUUGCUCGUCUUUUUAGUAUUGUUUUUGGUAUUACUGCUGGUUGUACAGCUAUUUAUAUAAUCUAUCAGUAUUAUUCAAAACGACGACGACCACGACAACAAUUAAAUCAAUUACAAAUUAUUACACCAAUAAUUCAUGAAAAUUUAGAAGAUAAUCAAAAUAAUCGUCUUCUAUGUGUUAUUUGUUUAGAAAAUGAAAUUAUUUAUAAUCUUCAACCAUGUUCACAUUUAGGCUUAUGUCUUACAUGUGCACAACAAUUACAAUUAAGAGAUUUCGAACAACAACUAUGUCCUAUUUGUCGAACACCUAUUCAACAAUAUCAACGUAUAUUUUUACCUUAG
Molecule: messenger RNA, 1029 nt
Organism: Rotaria sp. Silwood1
Lineage: Eukaryota; Metazoa; Rotifera; Eurotatoria; Philodinida; Philodinidae
Source: the annotation of a GenBank genome assembly